GAGCGGGUGCUGACUGUGUUUCUGUCCCUCUGUUGGGCGAGAUAGUGAUAACACCUCUUUCUGCAUGUUCCUAACGUAUCAAGAAGACUCUCGAGUUAUUUCGUGGCUUUCCUGGUCAGUUUUCGGCCCCAAGCAUAUGCUUCUCUUUUACCUCAGCCAGAUAGGAAGCCAGGCACAAAAGUAGGCGCCCUGCGUGAGGUCCUCCCUGAGGUAGCGUGGAGGUGCCGCGUUGGGAUCUGGGUCUUUCUCUCUGAUACGUUUCGGCCCGGCGGGCAGUAGUAAGGAGGAUGGGCAAGUGUCGUGGUCUUCGUACAGCCAGGAAGUUGCGCAGUCACCGCCGGGACCAGAAAUGGCAUGAUAAACAAUACAAGAAAGCCCAUCUGGGCACUGCUUUGAAGGCCAACCCUUUUGGGGGAGCUUCCCAUGCCAAAGGAAUUGUCCUUGAAAAAGUUGGUGUAGAAGCUAAGCAGCCAAAUUCUGCUAUCAGGAAGUGUGUCCGAGUCCAGCUUAUCAAGAAUGGCAAAAAAAUAACAGCCUUUGUUCCUAAUGAUGGUUGUUUGAACUUCAUUGAGGAGAACGAUGAAGUUCUGGUUGCUGGCUUUGGUCGGAAAGGGCAUGCUGUUGGUGACAUUCCUGGAGUUCGCUUCAAAGUUGUUAAAGUAGCCAAUGUUUCUCUGUUAGCAUUGUACAAAGGCAAGAAAGAGAGACCAAGAUCAUAAUUUCUGCGAUCCUGCAUGGAGCUCUGAUAAAAAUUUUCAUUUGACAAGGUGUUUUUGAGGAAUCUUUUCAUAGAAAUUUAACUUUUUGUAACAUGGCACAUUUUUUUUGUAACCCUUUCAAACCCUUUUUCUAACCCUUUCAAACAGCUGUUUCUUUUACAUGGCUGUUGUGACUGGAUUUUUACAGGAGUGGCUUCUAAUUUGUGUACAUAUAAUUGUAGUCUCAGUUGUAAAAGAAUUUGGGUUCCAUUCUGAACCAAGAAAAAGAAACUGGUAUAAAGGAUUCUCUCUAAAGAGUAAUAAUGCCUUAAAUUUUCAUUUACACAGUUCUUUUAUACUUGAGCAGUACUGCCAUUUUCUUUUAUGCAUUAAUAUAAUAACUAAAAGGUUAGAUAAACUUCAAUUUUGGUUUAAUGCUUAUGUUGCUAGGCUUGCUUGUUAAAAAUAGAAACAAACUAGCCUAUUUUAGAUACAGCCUUUUGCCUGCAACCUUAAAACGGUCGCUGAUUGGUUGUACGUGCUUAAUAGGAAAAAAAACCUAUUAAAAUCAGUGAGACUGACCUUUGAUUAAAAAUGGAUAGAAUUGCUCUAGGCAGGUAGCUCUUAACAUGUUUUGAGUUAUGCAUGAAGAUUUCCUUUCAAAGAUUAAUUGAUGCUUGUGCAUGAGACUGAGACCAAGCUAUUUUAAUUACCCCAAUAGGUUUACUUAGACUAUUUAAUCCAGCUUCAUUUGACUCUUCAGAGGAAAUCUGCAGCAACAAUGAAGUAUUCUAUUCCAUAUUUUGGGUUCUGAGCAACAUAUUGCUGGCCUUUUUGCUAACACACAUUAAAAAUAUUAAUGUUUUGAUAUCCCAAUCCUAUUUAAUGUCAAGGAGUGGCUGAAUUGCCUAGAAUGCCAGCUGCUUUAUACACUUCCCAAUGUACUCAUAGCCUAGCUGUAACUUGUGUAGCUAUACACUGCAGCACAUUUGUCUGAUGUCUUGGAUUAAGCAGGCAGAAAUGAUGUGAUGUGAAUGUGUUGUUCUAUCUGUAAUGUUAUUUUGGCUCUGAAGCAGGCUUCUAACAAUGUAACAAUACAGGGCCUUGUGAAUAGUGGUAGAAGUCACAGAAUAUAUAUUUUCCUUUAAACAUAAACAGCAUUUCUCUACAUGGUUGGCUAGAAAUACUUCUUUAAAACAAAGAGAAAGAGCCAUGUUUCCAUGCAGAAGGUCCCAGGUUCAAUCACUGACAUCUCCAGUUAGAGCUAGAAAAGACCUCUGUCUCUCAAUAGGACUUUCUGUUGAGUAGAAGUUGCUAGGAUUACGCUGAGUUUCUUAUAUAAAUCACAACUCCAGGAACUAACCUGACAAUAUUUUAUGGCUAUUGGUGGAAACAGUCUGGGUUGUUUCUGCGGAGAUGGAACAGAAGCGGCAAGAAGACUUUUUUAUUUUGCAUUUAAUGAUUUUAUUGAAAGUUGAAUAAUACAAGGGGGGAGGGAAGACAAGAAAAAUGACCACCACCACCCCUGCUCCCAAGAGCACACAAAGGAUUAGAAGACAUUAUGCAAAGGCUAACCCAUACAUGUAUACAAUAAGUAUCACUCUAUGUCAGACAAUAGAAAAGGAUCAUUGCUGGCAAAACACUGAUGGGAUUGUAUAUACAAAAAAAGCAAAAUUGGGAUCGAGAUUGGGAGAUGAAUGGGAAAGUAACGAGCCACAUCAUGAAAGAAAAUGAGGGAGAGGGAGAAAAAGGAAUUAAGAAUUCUAAAUUGUUGUGUAGUGAGACAGAAGGCAAGUCUCAUCCUCAUUGUACUUGCAUAUGAAACAAAGUCAUGCUAUUCUCCAAUAAAAUAGUUCUGUUUUA
Rhineura floridana is the source of this 2561-nucleotide messenger RNA. RefSeq names its product small ribosomal subunit protein uS12. The record is from RefSeq and is a predicted model, not a curated record. NCBI's taxonomy places the organism in Eukaryota, Metazoa, Chordata, Lepidosauria, Squamata, Rhineuridae. Gene Ontology annotation, biological process: translation. Gene Ontology annotation, cellular component: ribosome; cytosolic small ribosomal subunit. The transcript is spliced from 4 exons. The coding region runs from base 288 to 719 and encodes 143 amino acids. Gene Ontology annotation, molecular function: structural constituent of ribosome.